Balaenoptera acutorostrata (minke whale) is the source of this 797-nucleotide messenger RNA. RefSeq lists its product as uncharacterized. The transcript has 4 exons. The coding region runs from base 5 to 607 and encodes 200 amino acids. The record is from RefSeq and is a predicted model, not a curated record. NCBI's taxonomy places the organism in Eukaryota, Metazoa, Chordata, Mammalia, Artiodactyla, Balaenopteridae.
UUAUAUGCCGGGCCGCCGCGCCCCGCCCACCCUGGCCUGGAACCAAUCGCCGCCCGCGCUCUCAGCCCGCUCCCCACGGGACGCGAGUGGCCGGGAACCACCGGGGGCGGGGCCAAAGGGCCGCUUGUGGCGCCUUGCCUUUCGCGCCGUCGGCUCCCUCCGCCCGGCGCCCGUAAAACGCCCAGAAACCUGGAACGGUGGAGAAAAAGAGUUCUUCUCCUCCAAAGGGUGUAGUCCGUGGAUUGCAGUACACAAAAUAAGGAAAAUGAGUAAGUCCUCUACAUACGAACCAAGUUGCGAACUUUCAAAGAGGCGAACAUGCGUUCCAUCAACGUCAGGUGUGAGUAAAAUUGCAGCCCUCUGUCUCCUAUUGCUGAGGAUCCUUCAGCUCUACCAUCUCCACCUCCUCGCCCUCCUCCAGUCAGUAACUCUUCUUGCCUGUUCACUCGAUGCCAGCCCCUGGAUGCCAGCUGUUGUACUGUACUGCUGUACUUUUCAAGACUGGCUGUUGCUGUCCAUUUCCCAAUCCUGCUGUUUAGCCACGUGGGGUUCUUCUUCGUGCCAGUUACGUGGGCGCAGGGGCUGGACUCUUCCUCCAAGGUCAUGAGCAGAGGAGCCUUCUGGAAUGCCUGUUCAACAAACAAACUGCCUCUCCCUUCAAGUGUCAAACCUGAGUGAGUUUGCAAUCCCUGUCGCCAGCAUCUGACGAAAAGCCCAAGGAAGGAGUCAAGACUGAGAACAACGAUCGUAUUAAUUUGAAGGUGGCGGGGCAGGAUGUCCGUGGUGCAGUUGAAGAU